AUGAGCGCCACCGUCGUGCAGUACCCCGUGACCCCUCGCGCGCCGCGCUCGCGGCUCGCCGACGAGGUCUCGGCCGCCAAGAAGCGCGGCGCCGCCCACGUUCGCGCGCCGUCCGAGCGCAUCGCGCUGGUGCUCGACAUGGACGAGUGCCUCGUGCACAGCAAGUUCCAGAACGAGGUCGAGUACCGCCAGAGCGAGUACCGGCCCGAGCAGCUAGAGGAGUACGGCGACUCGUUCGAGAUCGUCAUGGACGACGGCGAGCGCGCAGUCGUCAACAAGCGGCCAGGGCUCGACCGCUUCCUCGAGGAGGCCGCCAAGCACUACGACGUGUACGUGUUCACGGCGGGCCUGGAGGCCUACGGCAAGCCCAUCCUGGACGCGCUCGACCCAAAGGGCAACCUCUUCGCCGGCCGCUUCUUCCGCGAGUCGUGCCAGCAGCGCAAGGGCAUGUUCCUCAAGGACCUGAGCGUGGUGCGCGGCGGCGACCUGUCGCGCGUCAUCCUCGUAGACAACAACCCCGUGUCGUUCCUCAUGCAGCCCAGCAACGGCAUCCCCGUGCCGAGCUUCUAUGACGACGCCAACGACCGGACGCUCGAGUCGCUGAGCAAGGUGCUGGCCAGCCUGCAGGACGUCGAGGACGUGCGUCCGCGGCUGCACCAGCUCUUCCGCCUCGCGGACCUGCUGGCCGAGCACCAGCGCGUGAUCCUCGGCUGAGCCAAGCCCGAUCCCAGCAACAACCUCAUGUCGUGUCGUGCCGUUCUCUCCAUGGGUGGAUAUGAGUGGGAAUGGAUGGACCAAGUGGGGCUCGCCCCAAGAGCCCCCACGUAUCAGUAGCAAGUAUAUAAGCCAAAGGUGCCGUGCAGUAAGUGAAAAUUAGAUAGCCACUAUAUUUAAGAGCCACAAGAGAUCACAAAAAUGCCAUGU
Phytophthora sojae is the source of this 924-nucleotide messenger RNA. RefSeq lists its product as hypothetical. NCBI's taxonomy places the organism in Eukaryota, Oomycota, Peronosporomycetes, Peronosporales, Peronosporaceae. The record is from RefSeq and is a predicted model, not a curated record. The coding region runs from base 1 to 714 and encodes 237 amino acids. Gene Ontology annotation, molecular function: phosphoprotein phosphatase activity. The transcript has a single exon.